AGUCUACUCGGAGCUCCAGAACGGAGAAGGCGCUGUCGUAGUAACUAGUAUCUACUCGUUAAAAAAUGUAAAUCAGCGCUGUCGUGCAGCUACAACCGUAACAAAGAUUUCUCAGCCUGGGUUCCCACGUCAGUGUUAUUUUAUUAAGAAAAGCCGUUUUUUUCUCUGACCGAGUUGUUCCCAGCUCGCUGUGACAAUGUCGGCUGCCAUUAACUUCCAUUCUCAGAUUGCCUCCAUCAUGGAGGUGCUGGCUAACGCGGCUGUCGCGGAAAUUUGUAAAGUUGUGGACGACGGAUACGCAGUGGUCCAUUUGGAAAUGUCCCGGAGCCAGAAGGAGAACGAGUUCCUGCGCAAGAGAAUUAAACUUCUGGAGCUCCAGGUGGCCAGGUACAGGGGGAAAGGAGCCGAGGGCUCCAUCGGCUGCCGCUUCGCCGGGAUCCGACUCCUCAACCGGCAGAACAGGGACUCACUAGCGGGUCCCUCUUCGCAAGGCAAAACCAGGUUUCUGAACCGUGACCAAGGGACUCAGCACUCUGUGCAGAGGGUCGAGCCUGUCAACCGUGACCAGGAUCCUGAUCAGGAGGUCGUCAACACAACCAAAACUGAGCCAGCAGAGCCUGAGGAGCUGCUUAUCGUCAAGGUGGAGGGAAGGGUGGAGACGGAGCCCAUGAACCAGGAGCCGGCAGCAGACGCCUCCACCAACAGAAGAGGAGAGGACUAUAGCAACACGUCUGUCCCCACUGCCCUUACGGACGUCAGACCCUGCAGCGAAAUGGAGGACCAGAGAUGUCUGAAAGACACAGGCGCUCAGCACAAGGAGGACGACAUACAUGAAGUGGAAGGUGUUACACCAGAGAAACACAGUCCCUCCCAAACCCUGUUAGGGUGGCAGGAGAUCGGUGAAACUGAAGAUGAGGAGCGGCCAUCUUGCUCCACAUACACAUCAGAAACUGUAGCAGGAAACUCAUCAUUUAGCCAAAUAAGGACAAAUCUCGCCUCUAGUUUCCCCAUUGUUUCAAAAAGGCCUCAGUGCAACAUGGACAAGGCAAGUCCUCCAACUAAAGAAGGCGUCAUUGUGAUCGGCUCAUUUCCCAGUGCAGCGGAGGACAGCUGUGGCGGGCCGCUGUCGUCUGGGCGAGGUGGAGAUGACGGAGAUGAGGGAGUGAAACCUCUCAUAGGUCAGGACGACACCAGUGUGAGGUCACAGUAUCAGCCACUGCUGUGUAUUGAGAUCGAUGAGCCUUCCAGUGAAGCGAUGUUUAAAGGUGAUGCAGCCCACAAUCUUUAUAACUUUAAUACUCCAGUUGCCGGGGCGGCAGAGGACUCCCAGCAACAGGAAACCCAGCAUCCUUGGUCUGGAAUGCAGCCGACAGUAAAUGACCACUUCUCCAGUCAGAACCACCUUCAUCAAGCAUCCACCAUUCAAAACCAGGAGUCUGAGUCAGCACAUUGCCAGCAGCCAUGCCUCCCCUAUGCCUGUGCCUUCUGUUCGCGGCGCUAUGCCCACCAGUGCCAGCUGCGCAUCCAUGAGCGCGUCCACACGGGGGAGAAGCCAUACCAGUGCACCCAGUGCGGGAAGAGCUUCGGCCAGGUCUGCAGCCUCAAGCGCCACCAGAUGGUCCACACGGGGGAAAGACCGUUCCCCUGCCCCCACUGUGGGAAGCAGUUCUCCACCUCCACCAACCUGAAGGUCCACCAGACUGUCCACACUGGGGAGAAGAGAUUCCACUGCUCCAAGUGUGGCAAGAACUUCUCUUUCCUCAGUAACCUCAUAAGGCACCAGGCUCUGCACACUGCUAAGUAGAGCAAAUAACACUUGAAUGAGUCUGAUUUUUUUUUUUUUUUUUUUGUCAUUUACUUUUUAUUGGUUUUUGAUUUUACAUGUAAAUGAACAAACAAACAAUCAACAUGAAGACCUAUAGACAAAUACAGAAAAUAUCAAGGGAAAAGUAAAAGCAUACAAAAGGGGAUUGGAAAACACCUGCAGUCGUGAAAGUGGGGGAAAAAAACAAAGAGAAAGGUACAAAGAAAUGAAAGUUUUCUGAUAGUCCAAUCUGAGAUUACCUGAAAUUCGGAUUUAUGGUAGAGACAUAUGUAAUCCGUUUUUGACAAUUUUCAAUAAAUACCUCUUUUUAUGUUCUUAGAUUGAAAGUAAUUAUUUCCAUUACAAAUACUCACACUUAUCAAUCUACUACACAAUAACAAUCCAUUCAUCUGCACUAGGUGCCUCCCUCUUCAGCCAUUUCUACGUUAUUAAUUUUCUUACAGGCCACCAGUAAUAUUCUCAGUAAAUAUUUAUCUUUAUUCCUCCACUCCAGUUCCUCUAGAUCCACCAAAUAUAACAAAUUGAAACAAAACGUUUUUUUUGUCUCUAGAAUUUGAUGUACGCUUAACCAAAAUGGGGUCCGAAAAAAGGGCAACACCAGAACAUAUGAUAGUGAUUCUCCUCUUUGCUUCCACAACAUCUACAACAUUCUGUCUGAUUGAAAUAUGAUCUCUUUUGAUAUAGCGAAUGAGAUUUUUCCUUGAAUAUUCUCUCCAAAGUGGAGAAUUUGUUGUUUUCCAUUGUUGUUUGAAAAUUGCCUUCCAGUUCUCCUGUGAGAUUAUGAUGUUGCCUUCAGUUUCCCAUCUUGAUUUUACAUUAGAUACGUUUUCUUUGUUAAGAGAUUGAAGACUUGUGCAUAAUUUUUUUUAAAUUAUCUUCUUAAAAAGUUCAUCUUUAUAAGCUUUUACAAAUACCUGUAGAACAUUGUUUUCAGGUUCAUAAUUUUUUAUAAUUCUGUGCCUGAUAUAGUCUCUUAUUUGUAGAUAUCUGAAGAGGUCCUGGCUGAUGAGUGUGCUUUUUAAACCCACUGUAUGUACGUGAGGGAUGGAGCAGCUGUGGCUCAGGUGGUAGAACAAUCAUCCAGGUUGAAGGUGGUUCAAUCCCUGGCCAUGGUACUCUACGAAGUAUCCUUGGGCAAGAUACUAAACCCAAAUUGCUCAGGAAGUGUGCAGGUGCAUGUUUAGUUAUUGAUGAGCAGCCUUGUAACCUUGGCCUUAGCCAUGGUGUCUGUACCAAUGGAUGAAUGAUAAUCUGUAGUGUAAAACAGUGAUUCACAACCUUUUUCUUGAGGGACCCACAAUUUUACCAUUGUAAACUUUGGCAACCUCCUUUUUUUGGGCUAGCUCACUGAGUUUUCACUGCACAGUGAUGUGACACAUAUCUUUGUAAUCUGCAUAGUUUCUGUUUUCAUGGGACACCAAGUUUGUAUGGACUUUCUGCUUUAAGAGGUUAAAUUUACACUUAUAUCAGGGAUGGGCAACUGGAGACCCAGGGGCCGCAUUCGGCCCGCACCCUCACUUGAAGUGGCCCUCAGUACAACUACAAGCAUUUGAGCAUGAAAUCUUAAAAGUGCAGUAAGUGGUUAUUUUUGAUUUGCUUCAAACCUUUUGUAUUCCUAUUUAUACUGUUAUACAUGCAUUUGAGCAUUAAAUAUGUUAAGUUACUGCACUGCAAACAUUUAAAAUUGCAGUUUCAUCUUAUCUGGUUAAGUGCAUGGUCCUAUAUGUGGCCCUGUGGUAGUGUCCAUGAAAAAUUGUGACCCCCUCCAGCAUUUAAGUUGCCCAUCCCUGACUUAUAUGCUAAAUUACUUACUUUUGAAAAUUGCAGAUAUUCAAGAGCAUUAAGCAUUGCCAUGAGUUUGUAGAUUGGCUUUUUUUUUCUUCAAAUUUAUAGGUAUAAAUUUAACCCAUUAGAAGAUUUAUUACACCCCUUAAAAUCAAGAGGGCUUCGCGACCCCCCGUGGACCUUUGGCGCCCCCCUGGGGGGGUCGGGCCCCCCCGGUUGGGAAUCACUGGUGUGAAAGCACUUUGAGUGGUCGCUAUGACUAGAAAAGUGCUAUACAAGUGCAUUCCAUUUACCAUUUACAAAUGAACAUGUAUGCUCAUCCAGUUGCUUCCAGUCAAAAAUGCCCCAGUUGAAACCCAUUAAAAUCAAGUUUUUUGAUCCCACGACCAUUACAGCAUACAGUAGUGUUUUCUUUUACAUCGGGCUUUUGAUCUGGCUUCAAAAUUGUAGUGUUUACUAUUAUACACUAGAUUUAUCAACUUCCUCCAGUUUUCUCAUCGGGCAAAUCCAUGUUAUUUUCCUGGUUUCUACUAGGGUUACUGCUGCUGUAUGAUGGAGAACUGCAGUGUCUGAUGCAUCAAAGAUACUGAAUCCUCCGUCUCCUAAGUGGCUGUGAUCGCCUGUCCCACUAGCAUUAAGUAUACAAAAAGUUAUUUAUUAUUCUGUUUGUUACAUUAAGAAAAGCUCUCAAAAACCCAUGGCAUUAUACAGUGGUCUUCAUUAUAAUAGCAGCCCAAUGUGACUAACCAGAUGAAUCCACGUUUUUAGUAUAUUUGUAUUGCUACAUGGCAAACAAGGUUUUGCUCUCCAUUUUAAAGCAUUGGAGAUCAUUUUAGCUGAAAAGCCUAUAAUUGUUUGCACCUCUUUAUACAUUUUCCCCUCUCCAAUCAACUUUUUAAUCAAAGUACGCUGUUCUUCUGAACAAUGUCUUGAAUGACCCAUUUUCCUCAGGCUUUCAAAGAGAAAUGCAUGUUCAACAAGUGCUGCUUCAUCCUUAAAUAGAGGCCACCUGAUUCACACCUGUUUUUUCACUAAAUUGAUGACCUCACUGAUUGAAUGCCACACUGCUAUAUUUUUGAACACACCCCUUUCAACUAAUUGCCCAAUUACACAGCCUUGAGAGCGUGCAUAUCACCAAUGCUGGGUCUUGUUAAUCUACUGCACCUACUGGUACCUUGUUUGCCAUGUAGCAAUAAAAAAUAUACUAAAAACCUGGAUUAAUCUGGUUAGUCACAUUGGACUGAUAUUAUAUAUUGAACACUACUGUAUUAACACACUGGCAUUAAAAGAGUUAAAAUUCUGAAAAUGAAUGAAUAUUUGGUGGUUAUGAUCAGGACUUGUCAUGUCAUAUCAGGCACGUCUUUUUAUCCUUUGUCUGACAGUUACUGACCCAUAAAAAUAGUAGCUCAC
Messenger RNA from Centropristis striata (black sea bass), 5020 nucleotides. Its product is annotated as zinc finger protein 397-like. Lineage: Eukaryota; Metazoa; Chordata; Actinopteri; Perciformes; Serranidae. The record is from RefSeq and is a predicted model, not a curated record. Gene Ontology annotation, biological process: regulation of transcription by RNA polymerase II. Bases 197 to 1804 code for a protein of 535 amino acids. The transcript is spliced from 5 exons. Gene Ontology annotation, molecular function: DNA-binding transcription factor activity, RNA polymerase II-specific; RNA polymerase II cis-regulatory region sequence-specific DNA binding.